Messenger RNA from Thamnophis elegans (Western terrestrial garter snake), 5010 nucleotides. It is a transcript of the gene ZFP64, whose product is annotated as ZFP64 zinc finger protein. Bases 130 to 2181 code for a protein of 683 amino acids. The transcript is spliced from 6 exons. NCBI's taxonomy places the organism in Eukaryota, Metazoa, Chordata, Lepidosauria, Squamata, Natricidae. Gene Ontology annotation, biological process: regulation of gene expression. The record is from RefSeq and is a predicted model, not a curated record. Gene Ontology annotation, cellular component: nucleus.
AGGGCUUGCGGGGGGGGGGGGGUGAAAGCAAAGAGGCUUUUGUUUUUAUUUUUGCCCCCUUUGUUUGCUUGUUUGCACGUUUCUUUUUUUGUAGGCACCUUCAGCUCACGCAUCACCGCGGAUCCCACGAUGAACUCGAGCGCCGCGGGCACGCAGCCCUUCUCCAGUCCCGUGCAAUUUCCUGGUGGAACCACAGUCCUUGUGGAGCUCACUCCAGAUAUCCACAUUUGUGGUCUCUGCAAACAACAAUUCAACAAUCUUGAUGCCUUUGUUGGUCACAAAAGAAGUGGUUGUCAGAUAUCUGGCACAACAGCUGGAGCUACCAGUACAAUGCAGUUUGUGGCUGAAGAAACCGUGCCAGCCUCACAAGCACAAACCGUUGCAAGAACCAUCACAUCAGAAACACAAACCAUCACAGUAUCGGCGCCCGAAUUUGUUUUUGAGCAUGGCUACCAAACAUACCUGUCUGGUGAAAACAGUGAACCUCGGACAGCUACUCUUGUUACCACCCCACCGAAAUCACACAGCAAAAAGCCCAACACAUCAGUGGCACAGAAGAAAUUCAACUGCAGCUACCCAGGGUGUCAGUUCAAGACCUCUUAUGGAAUGAAAGACAUGGAACGGCACUUAAGAACACACACAGGUGACAAGCCCCAUAAAUGUGAAGUUUGUGGCAAGAGUUUCAGUCGAAAAGACAAGCUGAAAAUGCACAUGCGCUCCCACAGCGGGGUGAAACCUUACAAGUGCAAGCACUGUGACUACACAGCAGCUGAGAGCAGCAGCCUAAACAAGCACCAGCGCAUCCAUUCCGACGAGCGUCCUUUCAAAUGCCAGAUCUGUCCUUACGCCAGCCGCAAUUCCAGCCAGCUCACCGUUCAUCUCAGAUCUCAUACCGGAGAUGCUCCUUUCCAGUGCCGCCUGUGCCCUGCCAAAUUUAAAAUCAACUCUGACUUGAAGAGGCACAUGCGUGUGCACACAGGGGAGAAGCCUUACAAAUGUGAGUUCUGCGAGGUCCGGUGUGCCAUGAAAGGAAACCUGAAGUCCCACAUCCGCAUCAAGCACAACGUAGAGAAUGCCUUCAAAUGCCUCAUCUGCAAGUUUCAGUGUGGGAAUAAGACAAGUCUCCGGCAGCAUCUGCGCAUCCACCAGCCCGAGCAGCCCGUGAAAUGCUCGGAGUGCAGCUAUUCCUGUUCCAACAAGGCGACCCUCAAAGUCCACGAGAGGAUCCACUCCAAGGACCGCCCUUUCAAGUGUGAGUUCUGCCGCUUCGACACCAAGCAACGGAGCAAUUUGACCACCCAUGUGAAGAAAACCCAUCCCGAUAAGAUCAGGGUCAGAGAAAAGAUAACAGGUCAAGGGGAAGGAGAUCGGCUAAAGGAAGGCAACUCCAGACAAGUUGCUAAGCUGGAGGCCAGGAAAGCCUUCAGAUGUGAUCUCUGUGAGGCCUCCUUUGUCCGGGAGGACUCUCUGAGGAGCCACAAAAGGCAACAUGUUGACUAUAAUGGAACUAAAACUUCAGAGCUGGCUGUCCUGCAGUUCCAGAUGGACCCCACCUCACACGGUGAUACUCCUAUUACGGUUAGUCAUCUGCAAAUGCCAUUGCACACUUCCCCCUAUGGGGAAGGGCAGGUCAAGAUCAUUGUUGGGCAUCAGCUACCCCAGGGCAACAGCUUGGAACAAGGAGGUCAAGUCAACGUUGUGUCUCCUACCUUAAUAGCUCAGAAUCAGGACGAUCUGUCCAGCAGUAACCAGCUGCAAAUACUGCAGCAGGUGAGCUUAUUGGCUCCACCCCUUCCUGUUGGGUCUCCGGCAGAAAGCCUUUCAGUCAAUCAACCCACAGUCCUUCUCACAACUCACAACCAAGCUGAUGGAAGCACAUCAAACCAGACCUUGAUCUCCACCAUUCCAAUAGGCAGCCAUGAGGUCUCAGCUAACCAGGCCUUCAUCAAUGGCACAGGGAUCAGCUGCUCGGAUUUGGAAGGGCUCAAUGCUUUAAUUCAAGAAGGGGCAGAAGAAGUGACAGUGGUCAGUGCUGGAGAGCAGAACAUCUCAGUGCGAGCAUCAGCUCCACCAAUCUUUUCAUCCUCUUCUCAUUCCGAUGUGCCAAAGCAAACCUACUCCAUCAUCCAAAGUGGAGCCCAUGCGAGUUUAUUGUGUCCUGCAGACUCCAUACCAGAUUAGACUGGAGGCUGAAAAAGUCACUUGUUUGCUCCAUUUUGUUCUAGAGUGCAAUUCUAGAGGAGGCUGCUAAGGGAAGCAGGCAUGGUGAGCCUGGUGCCCCUUUCUCAAAAUGAGCGGAGUAUGCAUUCAUGAGUAAUAUGGUGAUACUGCUGGCUUUAAGGAUGGAUCGUGGUGGGAAUAGAUGUCCUUAGAUGCGGAUAAGUCCGAUUGCACAAGACUCCUUUUUGUCGCUUUCAGGUUUAAAUCUCUUGUUUGGACUAAUAAUAUCUAUCAUGCUUAAAUAAUAUCUCUUUAGCAUAACUUAUCCAACUUUGUUCUAGGCUUAAAGAAAUACCCAGUGAGUCAGACUGCGUGGGAAAUGCUAUCAAUCUUCAAAACUAGUAGUAGCCUUAAUGGGAACCAUUGAAAAUUGUUCAUUGGCUCUUGGGUUCUUCUCCCCUUUCCUUUUUCCCCCCUUUUUUUUCUUUCUUUCAUAUCUCAGACCUUAAAAUCGUGUUGAAUGUAUAAAUGAUAUGUUUUUUAAUAUCGUACUUAUGAGAACAGUCUUACAUUGUAAGCCACUGCUGGAUUGUCCUCCACUGUGAUCAAUGACUUUAGACAGGCUAAAGAACAUUAGCUGGAUAUGACGUUGCAAUAUAAUCCCCCAAAGUGGCGUCGUUCUUCUGUCUUCAAAAGCAGUUUGACAUGUAAUAUUCAAGUCAUGGAGGAAAGUGGGGAGAAAAAUGUCAGUUGUUGUUGACAGUAUUAACUUAAAUUAAGUGACUCAGGGCAGAAGCCGUUUACUACUUUUUGAAUAUCUGAUUUCUAUAUCAAGACUAGGCGGACCAGCUUUUGAAGAACACAAUAUAUGGUGCAGAUGGUCUACAUUGCAUGGAACCACAUCUGCAGCAGACCAGUUUUGUGGUGCCUCAAAUGAGUGCAGCCCAGCUCCAUGUGCAUCAGGGAUCAUCUUUUUUUCCCCAGAUGUAGCACCUACAGGAUACAUUUGAGCAUCACCCUAAACCAGGCCUGUGACUUAGCAUGGAAUGAACUUAUUAUCUUCUUCUUACACCAGUUGGUUUAUGGGAAAUAGAUGUCACUUUUCACUUGGGAGGAGAGAAGCAAGAGUACAGUGUUGUCAAGAGAAGGGGGAAUGUGGCAAGCAUCCUAGCUGGAAAAUGUGCCAUGUUCGACUCGUAACACACAAAAAGUGGGACACUUUCACUAUUUAAUUGAAGUAAAAACCGUUUAGAAAUCCUGGCUUUGUUUGAAGGUUGCCUUCAUUUCAGCAGCAUACAAUCAUGCAGCCUAAAUAGUGUAACCAUAAUGAUUAGAUUAGAUAUUAGAUAGGAUGGCACAACAUAUGUUCCAUUGAGCGUAACUCAACUAUUUAUAUAGUACAGCCUAUUGGUACCAUUCCCAAAGUUGCAGGCAGAUGUAGGGUUUUGUUUAGCAUUUCUCACUGUGCUGUUCUGUCAUUAUAUUACAACACCUUGAUAAAAUGAUUUUCCAGAUUAUGUGCAGUUUAGGGGAAGAAAUGCACUCCAUUUCUGUAGUAUGUAUGUAUGAAGCUAGUAGUGAUUUUUUUUGUCACCUGUAGAUGGUGCUAGAACUCAAGCUGAGGUUUGAGAGGAAGGAAACUAUUAACAGGUACUAUAUACUCUAAAGAGUAUUUCCUGUUAAAAAAAAGUGUAUUGAACUGUUUUGAUUCAGUAUAUGCGCAUGAAUGCUAGCUUAGAAAAGAAAAUACUUCCUGGGUAUAUCCCACUAAGGUACCAAGAUUUCUUCAGUAAGUAAACAAUAACGUAAAACUAGUUAAAAUUUAAGUUUCUUAAAUUUUGGGAUUUAAGUUUCUUAAAUGCUGGAAAUGGAGUAGGUUGAAAAUGUUGCACGUGGACAAGCAAAUGUUUAUACAUGUAUGCUUAGGUAUACAAAUCUAUAUAGGUAUUGUUUGUAUAAAACAAAUGACUGAUUUUUCAGUGAAAAGUUAAGAAUAUAGUCUUGUAUCAGGCAAACGUAAAUCCAUCUAAGGCAAAGGAUGAACAGUCAGAGACUCCAGUGCUACAAAUGAUAUUGGAAAGUUUUAGAUGAGGCCCCAAGAGACUAAUUAAUUAUAUUAUCACAUUAUCAUUGUAAUAUGAGACAAAUGGGGAAAUAGCCAAUAUGUGAUAGAAGAGUAAUACUGUUAAUAUAUUAUUUAAAUGUAAGUUAAAUUAUAUUAAGAGAGUUGUUUUCCUAUCUUUGCUCACUAGGGUUUUUUUCCUGCAUUUGAACAUUUCAAAGGCCAAGCACCACAUUCUUGGUCCUGAAGGGGGUUUCCAUCUCUAGCAUUUUUAGCUUUAUCUAUCGAUCAUGGGUUCUUUGGUUUUACAAAGUAGACACUGCCACUAAAUUACCACAUCUACCAGUUUAUAAUACUCAUCAGCUCUUUUACUGCUCCUAAGUUGCAUGUUUACAACUUAGAAAACUGUAUUUAAAAAAAAAUAGGAAGAACUAAGAUGAAGUAGGGUAAAAGACCUGAAAAACAGAAGGUUGUGUUGCAGUGUUGUGUAUCACACUGACCACAAAAGAGUUUAGGUGAGCCUGGUAGAAGAAGAUUGGGUGCAACCAUGCUUCCUAAAUGGAAUUGUAGAAGGUUAAGAAAAUGGGAGAGGAAGAAAGAAAUUUUUUGUUCUCUAAGGAACCGAUAUUUAGAAAGGAUGUGUUCCCUGUAGCAAGAGAACUUUGAUUCUGGCCUGAGUGGGAACCAGUUGGGGAAUUGGGAAUGGGAUCAGAAGUAUAGUUGUUGGAGGUGAAAGGAACAGGGUGAAUUUGGAUUACAGAGAAGUUGAAAGAGUUUAGAAGAAGGAA